AUGGUGCGAGGAGCUUGCACGCUACUGGUUUAUAAUUGGGGACCGUCAACAAAUGACUAUGCGGGCCACUGGGCUGGCGGGGAGCGCCAGCCUUGCGGUGGGCUGCGUGUCUGCGUCGAAGCUGGCAUCGACGCAUGUUUUGUCCCGCAUCUGGUCCUCAUUAGAGGAGCCGAGAGUAUAAAGCGAGGAGCUGACGGGGUGCUGGGAACACUCGGCUUCCAGGACUGGAUCAUGGGCUUUGCUGCGUGGCUGUGUUUGCUGUGCCUGCAGGCGAGCCUGCUGUCUCACGCGCUCGACUGCUCGGGAGGAAGUCAGGCCGACUUGUGCGUCAACACACAGACGGCGGACGAGCAGACUGGCGAUGAGAGGCUGCAGAGGCCGCUACCUGCCAAUGAAGGCGAGACUUUGCUGAGGCGGAAGAGACAUUUGGAGCGCCGAGGCCACGCCCACCUAAGUCACCCCGGCCUCCCUGGGGCCAUCCAUGCAAAAGGCUUUCCAAACGCUCUCAUCCAGGCUGACAGGUCCAGGCGACACUUGGCUCAAGCGGCGAACAAGAAGAAGAGCAAGCGUAAAUCCCGCGUGGGCUCCUUUUCCCUCCUCAGCAAUGAUAAGAAAUCUAACCCCCUACAGGUGAUCAGAGCCAAAAGACAGGUAAAGAAUGAGACGUCCAAAUCCGGUCGAUCUGGGGUUUUCUCCGUCCUGGGGGAGCCACGGCAUGACCGACAACAAAAAGAAGCGUAAAAAGGACAAAAUCGCACCGGGAUUCACCAAAAUGGAUACAAGUUGCUGUGUGGCGGACAUUGCUGUUUGAGCUGUAAACUAAUCUACUGGCCUUUAGCUAAUAUAUGCUAAGGUUUUACUAUGUAUGUGCCAGCAUGCUGUGGAAACCAGGAUGGCAUUUGUUAUUGUUGUAUUUUAUCAGAUAUUGAGGGGUAUAUUUUUGCAGAAAUGUUUCUUAUUGUAUGAUUUCAAUAAAAAGUUUAGGAGAGACCA
Doryrhamphus excisus (bluestripe pipefish) is the source of this 993-nucleotide messenger RNA. RefSeq lists its product as uncharacterized. The record is from RefSeq and is a predicted model, not a curated record. Lineage: Eukaryota; Metazoa; Chordata; Actinopteri; Syngnathiformes; Syngnathidae.